UCAUCAACUUUUUCCUAGAUGAGUUUUGAUAUACUUAUAUCUAAAGAUUGAGGUGUAUGUGGUGUAGUUUAGUUCCUAUCUUUUUUAACAACCUUCAUUUUUCAACACAAACCGGCUAUAUAAACCGAACACAUCCCCAAAUCAAAUCCAAGCACAAACAUGGCAGCAAAGUUCUUCUCCUCAGCCACCCCAGUUCUACUACUACUACUCCUCCUAACCGUUACAUGUUUCUUCACUCCAUCACUCUCAGAAAAAUGCAACCCACAAGACAAGACCGCCCUCCUCCAAUUCAAGAAAGAGCUCGGCAAUCCGGCCAAGCUCUCCUCUUGGAAUGCCACCACUGACUGUUGUGACCCUGCCUGGGAAGGCGUCUCAUGUGACACAGACACCAAAACCUACCGUGUCAACGACCUCGACCUCUCCGGCUUCUCCCUCCCUAGCCCCCACCCCAUCCCUCCCUCUGUGGGCGACCUCCCUCACCUCAACAUCCUCUCCCUCCGCAACAUCCCCAACCUCAUCGGCCCCAUCCCUUCAGCCAUCACAAAACUCACCUCACUCCACUACAUAUACAUCAGCCAGACCGGCAUCUCCGGCAACAUCCCUGACUUCCUCUCCCAGAUCAAAACCCUCGUCACAUUCGACUUCUCCUACAACAAACUCACCGGCCCUUUACCUUCCUCCAUCUCCACCCUCCCCAACCUCGUUGGAAUCACUGCCAACGACAACAAGCUCUCCGGCGCCAUCCCGGACUCCUACGGGUCGUUCUCUAACUUGUUCACCUCGUUGACGCUCAACCGCAACCAGCUCUCAGGGAAAAUCCCAGCUUCUUUGUCAAAGCUGAAUCUGGCAUUUGUUGACCUAUCCAUGAACAUGCUGGAGGGUGAUGCGUCGGUGUUUUUUGGGUCAAAGAAAAAUACCCAGAAGAUCAUACUUGCUAGAAACUCUUUGGCUUUUGAUUUGGGGAAAGUUGGGCUGUCGAGUAACUUGAACACGAUUGAUCUUAGGAACAAUCGUGUCUAUGGGAAGCUACCACAGGAAUUAACUGGGCUCAAGUUUUUGAAGAAGUUGAACGUGAGCUACAAUAGUCUUUGUGGUCAGAUUCCACAGGGUGGUAACUUGCAGAGGUUUGAUGUGUAUUCCUAUGCUCAUAACAAGUGUUUGUGCGGUUCUCCUCUUCCUGCCUGCAAGACUUGAUGAUCUCUGAGCGAAUUGAAAUGGAUCAUAAUGGAUAAUGUCUUUUGUCCAUGUAGCUACUUAAGUGGUGUAAUAAAUGAUUCAUGUAGUACGAACUACAUAUGUUUUAAUGUAUGUUCCGAAUGUCAGUAUUGUUUGUUCAUUGUGCGGUUCUCCACUUCCCACGAGUUCCACGGGGUAACAAAUGUGAUAUGACAUAUGUUUUUAAUCUCAA
This is a messenger RNA of Lotus japonicus, 1408 nucleotides long. Its product is annotated as polygalacturonase inhibitor 2-like. The transcript has a single exon. Gene Ontology annotation, molecular function: protein binding. Bases 160 to 1194 code for a protein of 344 amino acids. Lineage: Eukaryota; Viridiplantae; Streptophyta; Magnoliopsida; Fabales; Fabaceae. The record is from RefSeq and is a predicted model, not a curated record.